Messenger RNA from Musa acuminata subsp. malaccensis (wild Malaysian banana), 705 nucleotides. Its product is annotated as histone H4. NCBI's taxonomy places the organism in Eukaryota, Viridiplantae, Streptophyta, Magnoliopsida, Zingiberales, Musaceae. Gene Ontology annotation, biological process: nucleosome assembly. Gene Ontology annotation, cellular component: nucleosome. The record is from RefSeq and is a predicted model, not a curated record. Gene Ontology annotation, molecular function: DNA binding; structural constituent of chromatin; protein heterodimerization activity.
CCUCCUCUCGCCGCCUUCUCUCCACCUCCAAUUCAUCCCUUCUUCUACCUUUCUUUUCUUGGAUCGAUCUGCGCCAUGUCUGGUCGCGGUAAGGGAGGCAAGGGGCUGGGCAAGGGCGGCGCGAAGCGCCACCGCAAGGUUCUCCGUGACAACAUCCAGGGGAUCACCAAGCCGGCGAUCCGUCGUCUCGCCCGCCGUGGUGGCGUAAAGCGAAUCUCCGGUCUCAUCUACGAGGAGACCCGCGGCGUCCUCAAGAUCUUUCUCGAGAACGUCAUCCGUGAUGCCGUCACCUACACCGAGCACGCCCGCCGCAAGACUGUCACCGCCAUGGACGUCGUCUACGCACUCAAGCGCCAGGGUCGCACCCUCUACGGGUUCGGAGGCUGAGCUCGUUCUUUGGCGGUGCUGGCGAUGGAAGUGUGGGUCGCAAGUGUUAGGGUUUUGCGUUCUGAAAGGGCUGAUGUUGUCUUGUAAAAAGGACCUACCUUUGGUUGCGUUGUAACAGGAGAACUGUAGCUUUGUGUUAUCAAGAUGUAUGCCUAUGGAUUUCCAGUUGCAGUGGUUGGCAUUGGCAUACCUUUUUCUUAGUGACGAAAGGUUCUUGCUUUGAUUUCAUAUUUGGUUUAUGAUACGGAGGAAGAAAGUUUGUGGUAAGAAGGCAACAGCUUUGUGGUUUCCUUGUGACCAUAAAUGUAGCUUUCUUUU